ACUCACUCAAAAAAAGAAAGAAAAAAGAAAAAAAAAGAUAAGCACCUUUAGUCUAUGAGGAAGGAUAUUCAGUUCUUAGAAUGUUAUGGUUUUUCUGCUUUUAGUCUUCACUAGCAUUGAAGAUUGAGUUUGAGCCCUUUUCAUAUUUUCAACAAAAGAAGGAAGAAUGAGAGUUCAGCAAAAGCUCAUUGCUUUACUCUUUCAAGCAACUCUUGUUUUCAUCUUGUUUUCACUUGUGAGUUCUUCCCAAGAGCACAAGGAACUUACAAGCACUCAUUCACGAAACAAAGAUGAUAAUCACGUUGAGAUGAAUCCAAGACUUCAGUUUGAGAUUACAUUACAUGGCUUUCUCCUGUGGGCUUCAAUGGGGUUCUUGAUGCCAGUUGGUAUACUUGCAAUUAGACUGUCAAACAGAGAGGAGAAUCCUAAAAGGCUUAGAAUUGUAUUCUAUGUUCAUGCAAUUUUGCAGAUGAUUGCUGUACUUCUUGCCACAGCAGGAGCAAUCAUGUCCAUAAAAAAUUUCAACAACCUCUUCAACAAUAGUCAUCAAAGAUUAGGGGUGGCACUAUAUGGUAUUAUCUGGCUACAAGUCCUUGUUGGCAUUUUUCGACCACAAAGGGGAUCAAAAAGAAGAAGUGUGUGGUUCUUUGCGCAUUGGAUACUUGGAACUGCUGUGUCAUUCUUGGGUGUCCUGAAUGUAUAUAUUGGUUUACGUGCCUACCAAGAAAAAACAUCAAAACGCAUAAGAAUUUGGAAUAUACUUUUCACUAUUCAGAUAUCUUUGAUUGUGUUUUUCUACCUUUUUCAAGAAAAAUGGGUCUACAUACAAAACCAAGGAGUGAUUUUAGGCAAUGAAAUAGUGACUCCAACUUGUCAAGAAGCUGAAAGGGAGAAGGUAUUGAAGGGGGACACUUGUUGAGGAAGAUGAACCAAUACCUUACUAUAAUUGACCCUGAUUUCUACAUAGGAUACAAGUGUUUAAAGCAUAUAGCGUACUGGAGAAUUUGAAUUUCAUUUAUAAGAUAAGAAAUAAUUUCUAGUGUUUUUUUGUCAGAAAAGGCACAGCCAUUCAAAGUUUGUACGUUACAUAUUUAGUGACUUAUAUGUUUUGUUUGGUUCAUAUAUGCAAAUUCAUGAACUUAU
This is a messenger RNA of Abrus precatorius (Indian licorice), 1143 nucleotides long. RefSeq names its product cytochrome b561 domain-containing protein At2g30890-like. Bases 167 to 919 code for a protein of 250 amino acids. The record is from RefSeq and is a predicted model, not a curated record. Gene Ontology annotation, molecular function: transmembrane monodehydroascorbate reductase activity. The transcript has 4 exons. Lineage: Eukaryota; Viridiplantae; Streptophyta; Magnoliopsida; Fabales; Fabaceae.